AUGGCUCACGCUUCAAUAGUCUCUUGCCCUCUCCACAUCUAUGGUAUCACUGUCGAUUUCAGCAAGUCGAAAACGAAUGUAGAGUCUGUUGAAGUACAGAUCAGCAAGUUGCCGCAUUCACCAAUUGAACGCGAAGCAGGAAAGAGUUGGCGACAGACGUUUUCUCCACCCAUGGAACUUUAUCAUGAGGAUACAUUUUCCUUACAUAUGCAGUACAAGACAUGGUUUGGGAUGAUGACCGAGCAUGAAAACAUUGUUUUCAACCUGAAUGACAUGUUCAGCGCCUAUAGUGCAAAAUACAACAAGUUUCAUAAAAAUAUCAGGAUCGUUGUCGACCUUUCCGGGAAUACAACAACUGAGCAGGCUGAGCAGUCUGUCUCUUCCGGUGAAGAGCUUCGGCCUACCACUUCCGAAAUAUUUCGGAAGUGUCCUCGGUUCCGAAUUUUGGUGAUAGGAAAGACUGGCGUCGGCAAGUCAUCGCUGAUCAACCACGCAUUCGGAGUGGAAAAAACGAUCACUUCGCACGAUAGGCCAGGUCAGGCCAGCAUCGACCAUGAGUUCAUCUCACCUCAGAACGACAGGUUUGUUCUCCACGACAGCAAAGGUUUUGAACCAGGGGAACAAAAUAACCUCAAAAUAGUCCGGGAAUUCAUUGACCAUCGGAGGAAUAUGUCUGCUCCGGAACACCAGUUGCAUGCUGUUUGGCUUUGUUUCGAGAUACCCCGUGCAGGCGGACGUUUGCUAGAGACGGGAACAGAGGAAUUCCUGACAUUGAAACGUAGUGGAACGCUGGGAAACAUUCCCGUUAUUGUCAUUCUCACUAAAUACGAUAUGCUCAUCGACCGCAUGGAGCGAACUCUGGACGAAAACUCUCUCAAUGGAUUGAGCGACGAAGCCAUCAUGGAACUCGCCAAGAACAAAGCAGAAGCCGAGCUGCAGGAUAUCUGCAUCGGACCUCUAGAGAAAUUUUCAGGGCCUGAUAUCCCUCGCGCUAUGGUCUCUACUCAUAAGGACCACAAGGAGACACUCACCCGUCUGAUCCAAAUAACUGGAAACUGUGUCGGUCUGCAUUCUACGCCCGAGGCUGCGGUGAUGACCUUCAUCGCUCAACGAGUGCAUCCUGGCCUCAAAAUACAGGCAUCAAUUGAGGUUGGCAAGAGAAAAUAUUGGAAGGCGCUUGCAUCAAGCACCACGUUCAAGACCCACAAGACGUGGGAUUGUCUACAUGUACUUCACACUGACAUCGUCAAUGUGUGGAACUUCUAUGACCCUCAUCGUUACUUGCACAGCCAAGAGUUCAGGGAGUUGAUGGUGAAGAUGCUCGAUAAUCUAGAAGUUGGACCUACAACUAAUCUCAUCAGUAACAUUACUACUGGGCUAUCCAUGGUGGGCACUAUCGUGUCUGUUCUGGCGGAACCUGCAGCUCCCAUCGUUGUACCAAUCGCAGCAAGUGUCGUACUUGCUGCAUGGGUUCACGAUGUAUACCAGAGAUCCCACGCGGUGCUUCAGCGCUUCAUGUCCUACAUCGUCCACUUAACACUUGUGUUGCAGACACUUUAUCUCGUAUCAGAAAGCCAGGAACUCACUCGUAGGUCGAUCAAGCUCGCGGUCACUUCCUAUCUCGAAUCCCCAAUGAGCGGAGAAGUUCAUACCCGGAUUCAGGAGUAUGAAGGGCAAUUGACCAUCCUGGAACGCGCGGAUAGUGAUACCUUGGAUAAAAUCGUAGAGGUGGUGCAAUUUUAUAGCAUCAAUCCGGCAGAAAUGUCCAAACUUCGGGAAAAGAUUCCCUCUGUGGGUUCGUCACCGGACGAACCAUGGGAAAUCGCGAAGUCGUAG
This is a messenger RNA of Suillus subalutaceus, 1836 nucleotides long. RefSeq lists its product as uncharacterized. Gene Ontology annotation, molecular function: GTP binding. The transcript is spliced from 16 exons. The coding region runs from base 1 to 1836 and encodes 611 amino acids. Lineage: Eukaryota; Fungi; Basidiomycota; Agaricomycetes; Boletales; Suillaceae. The record is from RefSeq and is a predicted model, not a curated record.